UUUUCAAUACCCCAAAAUUAGCAAAAACAAAAACAUUCACUCUCUGUUAAACUCUUUGUCCUCCAUCCAUUUCCUUCUCUCUUUUCACUUCUCUCACUCGUUUUUUUUGUUCUUUAUUCUCUUGCUGCCUGCGCCUUCCUUCUCCCCCGAUUUGUUUCUUCCGACGACUCUGAGAGAGAGAGUUCUCUCCUCUUCUCUCUGAUCCUUUCUGUUUUCUCCAUCCGCGUGACUUUACGUUUAAGAACAUAUCAAGAAAGUGAAAGAAGAAGAAAAAAAAUGCAGGAAGAGACAGAUCCUUAUGGUGAGAUUGAGAUAAGCUUUGGUUAUCAGUGCAAUAACAAUAAGGUAGCGAUUCCUGAAGAUAGUGUUCCUGAUGGCCGUGAGGUUCUUGCUGGGUUUAGGCUUCAAAAGACUAGCAGUUUCUCUUGUUUAUCAGGAGCUGCUUUAAGCGGCAACCCGACCUUAGCCAAUACGAAUAUCUGCAAUGGAGUGAUUGGUUCUGAGAUCUUGCCUUCUCUGGAUUCUCCUAAAUCUUUCAGGAAAGUUCCAUCUUCGCCUGCGCUUUCUAAGCUUGACAUACUCUCUCCUUCUCUUCAUGGGAGCAUGGUGAGUCUAAGCUGCAGCUCGUCUACUAGCCCGAGUCCUCCUGAUCCAGAAUCUUGUUACUUGACAUCAUUGAGUUCUCCUUCUUCUGUGAAUGAAGGGUUUCUUCUCUCUGCCAUGGAACUUCAAGUUGCAGGAGGUGCUGCAGGUGAAGAUAGGGUUCAGGCUGUCUGCUCUGAGGAGAAUGGCUGGCUCUUUUGCGCUAUCUAUGAUGGAUUCAAUGGAAGAGAUGCUGCCGAUUUCUUGGCUUGUACUUUGUAUGAGUCCAUUGUGUUCCAUCUCCAGUUACUUGAUCGCCAAAUGAAGCAAAGCCUUACAAAGUCCGAUGAUGAUGUCGAAAAGUUGGAAUUGUUAUCAAAUAUGAGUAAAAUAGAUUACUCUUCCUCUGAUUUAUUCAGACAAGGAGUGCUAGAUUGCUUAAACCGUGCGCUUUUCCAGGCGGAAAACGAUUUCUUAAGGAUGGUUGAGCAAGAAAUGGAAGAAAGACCGGACUUAGUAUCUGUGGGAUCCUGCGUUUUGGUCACUCUCCUUGUCGGGAAGGAUCUCUACAUCCUUAAUCUAGGUGAUAGCAGAGCUGUUCUAGCGACCUACAAUGGAAAUAAGAAGCUGGAAGCUGUUCAGCUCACAGAGGAUCAUACAGUUGAUAACGAAGUCGAAGAAGCUAGACUCUUAAGUGAGCAUCUUGAUGAUCCCAAAAUCGUUAUUGGUGGAAAAAUCAAAGGAAAGCUUAAAGUUACUCGUGCUCUAGGAGUUGGUUACUUGAAGAAGGAGAAAUUAAACGAUGCACUCAUGGGAAUUCUCCGCGUUCGUAACCUUUUGAGCCCGCCUUACGUCUCAGUGGAACCAUCGAUGAGAGUUCAUAAGAUAACGGAGUCAGAUCACUUUGUUAUAGUUGCAAGUGAUGGUUUGUUCGAUUUCUUCAGCAACGAGGAAGCCAUUGCACUUGUACAUUCCUUCAUUUCUAGUAAUCCGUCUGGUGAUCCAGCUAAGUUUCUACUUGAACGUCUUGUAGCUAAAGCUGCUGAUCGCGCUGGCUUCACGUUGGAAGAGUUGAUGAGUGUUCCUGCUGGUCGGAGACGGAGGUAUCAUGAUGACGUGACUAUAAUGGUCAUCACUCUCGGUACCGAUCAACGUACUUCAAAGGCUUCUACGUUCGUGUGAUUUUGAUGAUGAUGGCGAGAAAAUGUUAAAUUGUAUAAUUAGUCUUAUUGAUCUUAUUUAAGACUCUGGGAACUGGCUGGUAUUAUUAUUUCAAUUCAAUGUAUAUAUUAUUGUAGUUCUUGGGAUUUUCAAUGGCUAUAGAGAGAGCCUAAAAUUCAUCAGGUUGUAUCGUGUCGGCCUUAGUCAUGUGUUCUGUUUUGGGUUUUUAGUCGGUUUGGUUUGUUUACCAAGGAUGUUGUAGGAGAUGUUCUUAACUAGGAUUUUUUUUUUUUUUUUUUUUUUUUGGUCAUUACAGAUGUUCUUAACUAGCUCUGUUCUAUGGAUUCCUGUAAUUUAUCAA
Messenger RNA from Capsella rubella, 2104 nucleotides. RefSeq names its product probable protein phosphatase 2C 40. The coding region runs from base 277 to 1764 and encodes 495 amino acids. The record is from RefSeq and is a predicted model, not a curated record. Gene Ontology annotation, molecular function: protein serine/threonine phosphatase activity. The transcript is spliced from 4 exons. Lineage: Eukaryota; Viridiplantae; Streptophyta; Magnoliopsida; Brassicales; Brassicaceae. Gene Ontology annotation, biological process: protein dephosphorylation.